AUGCAUGUCACCCGUCUACAUGCCGAACGCUCUGCUACAUCUUUCUUGCCCAGAGAGCGAGCGAGAGAGAGAGAGGACAAUGUCAUCCAAUACGGAGAAACGUACUUGGAAGUGCUGGGCCUUUGUUGUGCCACGGAAGUUGCAUUGAUCGAGAAGAUCCUGAGGCAGCUCGAUGGGGUCAACCACAGCUCGGUCAUCCUCCCAACAAAAACGGUCAUCGUCCUCCAUCACCCUCUGAUCGUUUCUCAGUCGAAACUUGUUGAGGCACUAAAUAAGGCGAGGUUGGAAGCUAGCAUUAAACAUCGGGGCAAGAUUGAUUCAGCGACAAAAUGGCCAUCACCAGCGCUGAUCGUUUGCGGGUUGUUGCUCGGUUUGUCAUUUCUUAAGUGCGUUUAUCAGCCGCUGAAAUGGCUGGCUCUGGCUGCUGUUGUUGUUGGCCUUCCGUCGAUUGCGUGGAGAAGCUUCGCAUCCAUCAAGCAUCUCACACUAAAUAUCUACGUUCUCAUUCUGAUUUCGGUGAUAGGAACACUUGCCUUGCAAGAUUACUGGGAAGCUGCUUCCGUAGUCUUCCUGUUUUCCAUUGCUCAGUGGCUCGAGUUGAGGGCUAGUCACAAGGCAAUGGCAACCAUGUCAUCAUUGGCAAGCAUGACUCCAGAAAAAGCUGUUAUAGCCGAGACUGGAGAGUCUGUUGAUGUUAACGAUGUGAAAAUGAGCACAGGACUUUCAGUAAAGGCCAGUGAAGAAGCCGUACCAAUCGAUGGAAUUGUUGUGGAUGGGAAAUGCGACGUGAAUGAGAAAAUGUUGAGGGGGGAAUCAUAUCCUGUUCCAAGGGUCGGUUGGACAGUUUGGGCAGGCUCUAUCAAUUUAAAUGGCUAUAUUAGUGUAAGAACCAUGGCUUUGGCUACAGAUUCCGUGGUGGCCUGAAUGGCUAAACUAGUCGAGGAGGCUCAUAAGGAAAAGACUCGUACGCAAGGCCUCAUAGACAAAUGUGCAAAAUACUAUAUUCCAGGAGUUGUUUUGGUGUCGGCUUGUAUUGCUGCGGUUCCUGCUGCACUGAAGCUUAAGAAUGAACACCACUGGUUUCACUUGGCAAUAGUUGUUCUGAUCGGCUCAUGUCCUUGCGCACUCAUCCUCUCUACACGCAUCAAAUGGGCGUUUGACAAAACAGGCACAAGGAAAAGAGGAGAUUUUGUGGUGACCAACUUACAAUCAGAUUGCAAUGACAUUGACCUUAACACUUUGCUCUACUGGGUAUCGAGCAUCGAGAGUAAAUCAAACCAUCCAAUGUCAGCUGCAAUAAUUGAUUAUGCCAAUUCUUUCUCUAUUGAGCCAAAGCCUGAAGAAGUGGCGGAUUUUCAAAAUUUUCCUGGGGAAGGAAUUUAUGGUCAAAUCAACAGUAAAAGCAUCUAUAUUGGGAACCGGAGAAUCGGUCUAAGGGCUGGCUGCGAAACAGCGAGUGGCAUUGAAACGGACACAAAUGGAUUCAUAUACAUUGGACAAAGCCUGGUGGGAAAGUUCAGUCUCUCAUAUGCUUGUAGAACUAGGUCGAUGGAUGCCAUUAAUGAUGUUAAAUCACUAGGCAUCAAGACCGCCAUGCUCACAGGUGAUAGCCAAGUUGCAACCAGGUCCACACAGAAUCAGCUCAACAAUGCUCUAGACAUUGUAUGUGCAGAACUCUUGCCCGAAAACAAGGUAAAAACAAUAGAAGACUUCAAGAAAUAUGGACCAACUGCAAUGAUUGGUGACGGAGUAAAUGGUGCUCCUGCAUUAGCCACAGCUGAUGUAGGCAUCCCGAUGGGGAAUUCUGGUUCAGCCCUCUCAAUGGAGAUGGCCGAUGUGAUUCUCAUGUCGAAUGACAUUCAAAAGAUCCCAGAAGCUAUUAAACUCGCCAGGUGGGCCUUCAGGAAGCUCGUCACUGUGAAGGGCACAGUCCUCGGAUUAGCCUUUGCUGGGUACCCAUUGGUUUGGGCUGCAGUUCUCACAGACGUGGGCACAUGUUUGAUCUUGAUUCUCAACAGCACGCAUUGUCUAAACGCCACCUCAAACCGAGUAAAGAAUUUCAACGAAAGGAAUAACAUGACAGAGGGAGUAAUAUAUAUUUUAGAGGUCACAAAAUAG
This is a messenger RNA of Eucalyptus grandis, 2118 nucleotides long. RefSeq names its product putative cadmium/zinc-transporting ATPase HMA4. The record is from RefSeq and is a predicted model, not a curated record. NCBI's taxonomy places the organism in Eukaryota, Viridiplantae, Streptophyta, Magnoliopsida, Myrtales, Myrtaceae. Gene Ontology annotation, molecular function: ATP hydrolysis activity; zinc ion transmembrane transporter activity; ATP binding. Gene Ontology annotation, cellular component: membrane.